Cercospora beticola is the source of this 336-nucleotide messenger RNA. RefSeq lists its product as uncharacterized. NCBI's taxonomy places the organism in Eukaryota, Fungi, Ascomycota, Dothideomycetes, Mycosphaerellales, Mycosphaerellaceae. The record is from RefSeq and is a predicted model, not a curated record.
AUGAGCUCUGGUCCUCGGCACAGACUGCGCUUCCAGGAGUUCUUGCGCCUGCUGAAGCGCCUACUUACAGCUUUACCGACCGAGACUGUCGAUGCCGAACGCUAUCUCGAUCGACAUCCACAUUUCGAGCACUGCUUAAAUUCGCGUGGCAUUCUGGCCAAUCCUGAAGGUAUUGAGAGCCAUGCGCGAUCGAGUGUGAACGCCUUACCGCGUUUCUGGUUCUCGCGUGUUGGAAUCAUUGGCAUGCUCGGCCCUGUAGCGAAGAGCUUAGCACCAACUUUACGACAUCAUACUAAGCUGGGCAAAGCAGAGCCGAGCACAGCACCACGCGGAUGA